Molecule: messenger RNA, 679 nt
Organism: Populus trichocarpa (black cottonwood)
Lineage: Eukaryota; Viridiplantae; Streptophyta; Magnoliopsida; Malpighiales; Salicaceae
Product: upstream activation factor subunit spp27
Exons: 2
Coding region: 61-462 (133 amino acids)
Cellular component (GO): nucleus
Source: RefSeq, a predicted model, not a curated record
AAAUCACACUCUAUAUUUACUUCUCUCAAAAACAGAGCUGUAGAGAGAGAGAGAGAGAGAAUGUCGUUAGCAGCAUCUAGGGUUUUCAAGGCCUGUAGGGCACUCUUGGCUCCAGCCAAACCUGCUACUGCUUCCAAGACCACGGUAGCGAAGCCAAAGCCUAAGCCUAAGCCAAAGGCAAAGGCAACCUCUACGACUCCAGGAACACCCCGUGGAAUACUCAAGCCAAACCCUGUCUCUCCUGUUCUCGGUGACUUCUUAGGUGGGGUCCCUGAGUCUUCUCGAGCUGAGGCUGUGAAGAAGAUCUGGGCCCACAUCAAGCUCCACAAUCUCCAGAACCCCACUAACAAGAAGGAGAUAAUUUGUGAUGCAAAGCUAAAGGCCAUAUUUGAUGGGAGAGACAAGGUUGGAUUCUUGGAUAUAGGGAAGUUGCUGUCUGCUCAUUUUCCAAAGGCUGGUUAAUUUCAGGAGUUAGGGUUUAGGAGGGUGGCUUGACUCUUCAUGGAGCAAGCUCUUGAUGACUUUAUGGUUGAAUCAUUUGCUUGUUUUAUGUUUGAUAUUUGGCCUUCUGUUCAGAGCCAAAAUCUUUGUUGAAUUGCAACUUAACUAGUUUUUAGCUGGACAUGGUGUAAAAUUGGCUAGCAAUCAUGGGUUUAUCAUAUCUCCUCAUUUCGUAUAA